AUGGGAACCAAAGUUCAGAGUCUUCCGGGAAACUACUCAAUGAGAGAUCUUAAUGAGGAAUCCAGCAGUUGUGGCUGGCCCCUAUUCUAUGGAGACAAAGCACUGGCAAAUGGGCAAUAUUAUCAGAACCAUCUUCCAAGUGCCGCUGCAGAUGUAUGUUCCGCAUAUGAUAAGGAUGUUGUGAAACAGAUGAUGCUUGAGCACGAGGCCAUAUUUAAGAAUCAGGUGUUUGAACUUCAUCGUUUAUACAGAAUACAAAGAGAUUUGAUGGAUGAAGUAAAAAUGAAAGAAUUACACAGAAACCAUAGAUCUAUUGGUCAAUCGUUUUCCCCAGGUCCUAGCUUUCCGAUAGCAGGAAGUUCUGCUCGUGAUAGACCAUCUAUUUCAGGCAUUGAGGGAAUUCAUUCUCCUUUUGGUUCUAACAAAGGAAUCAAUAAGCAAACUUGUCUCUUUCCGUCACCAAAUGGGAGUAGUUCAAAAGACGUUGAGAUACUGGGGUCUAGACCCUCAAAGGUGAGGAGAAAAAUGUUUGACCUUCACCUCCCUCCUGAUGAGUACAUUGAUACUGACGAAGGCGAGAAGUUUAGUGAUGAAAAUGCAAGUGGCACAACAAUUCCCGAUAGAAAUUGUAAAAAUGGGAAAGGAGGGGAUGCGAGAGUUUUUUGUGGCAAUGGUGGGAAAACUGGUAGCCAGGAAGACACUUCAAGAUCUGAGCAGUCUUUAAGGAGCAGAAAUGGUUUGGCUGACUUAAAUGAACCGAUUCAAGUGGAAGAAACAAAUGCUGCUGCGUGUAUUCCUCCUCUAAACCAUAGUCCCUAUCUAGGGGCAACUGAAUGCUCUGAUCCAUUUGCCAAACAGAAGUCAAGGUUUUUUGGUUUUUCUACAGAAGAUUUACGCAACUCGCAUUAUGCUCCUUCAAGUAAUGGAUAUUUGAAGAAUGAUGGGAGUGGAAAAGUGUGGAUUUCAUCCAAAGAGACAGGGCAAGCUAAAAGCAGUUCGAAUCCCAUUCCUCAAGUCCUCAAACAAGAGCAAUCAUUUUUUUCAUCCCAAGCAACACAAGAUGCACUUGGUAAAGGCCCCGAACCUACAUCUGAUCAUCUAAAUAAUAGAAGCAAGACUGGUUUAUGGAGGGAAAAGACAGUUGGUGGUUUGGACAUCAGCGAAAGGAAUAAGCAUCCAGAGAAUGUUGUAUCACCGCACAGUCCCGGUCUCUUUGCAUUUGCUCCUUCCUCAGAUUUUGCCAAGUCUUGGUCUCCGUCAUCUUGGCAAAUGGCAAGUAGUAGUCUAAACCAGAAGUUGUUGUCUGUUCAGAUGCCUCCUUCUUCAUUUCUAAAUUCGUCUGGUGCCUUGAAUAGGAGUUCUCAGUCACAUCAAAGCAAUGGGAUUUUGGGAGAUAGUUGGCCUCUGAAUAUCAGUACCAAGCAGAGUGCUGGUUUUCACCGUGAGGCAUCUGUGCAGAAUGGAUUUAACCCCAGGGUUGCUGAACAUUUCAACAAUGGUUCAGCAAACUAUAAUAAAAGUUCAAAUUUAAUUUGCAAUGAAAUGACAUCUGGAAAAGAUAUUAACUUGAAUGUGCGACUUUCAAAUGGUUUAUCCAAUGACUUAGUUACCCAAUCGGGUCUUGGAAUCGUAGAUCGAGAGCAGAAGAAUGGGGAGCAGCUUGCAGUGUUGCCUUGGCUUAGAUCCAAGAUUACAUGUAAGAAUGAGACUCAAAAUGCUGGUAGUGAUAGGCGCUUAACUGCUGGAGGAUUGAGUUUUCUCCAAGUUGCUUCUUCAUCUAACAAGGAUGAAACUCAAAAGGGGUCUAGUGAAAAAUUUAUAAACGGUGUGACUUCAGGUUUGUGUUCAAAUAUUGAGCCGAGUAGGAUAGAAGCCAGUGAUAGCUGUAGUAAAAAGAAAAUACUUGGGGUUCCCAUAUUUGGCGUACCUCUCAUUUCUACUAAGGAGUCACCUUCACUCACUUCUCCAUCAAGCAUAGAACUGGUGGAAAAUAAUCGAAAAAACCGAGGACUUGAUAUUAACUUGCCUUGUGAUGCUGAUGUUCUUGAGGUUGACAUGGACAAACAAGCCGUCACUGAAACUAUUGUUUGUAAGGAAAGACUUUCUAAAGUGGAAGCCAACUCUAGAAAUCAAUUUGACCUGAACAUGAUUAUGAAUGAGGAUGAGGCAUUUGUGACUACUAUUCCAGCCGCUGAUGUAAGAAUGAAGGGGGUAAUAGAUCUUGAAGCCCCUGCUGUUCCUGAGACAGAGGAUGAUGCCAUUCCUGAAGAAAAACAACUUGAAAUUCCUUUAGUAUCACCACCAGGCCCACAAGUCACAGUUGAACAACCACAAGAUGAAUUUAUGAGACUUGCAGCCGAGGCAAUUGUUUCCAUGUCAUCUCUUUGCUGCAAUCAAGUGGAUGAUGUGGUGAGCAGUCCAUCAGAAAGACCAUUGGUGGAUCCACUAAGUUGGUUUGCAGAUGUAGCUUUCUCAUGUGUAGAUGAUAUACAGAGAAAAUUAGAUAAAUCAAAGGGGAAAAAUUGCGAGGGUAAAGGGGAAUCAUCCUCCAAAGAAAUGGAUUACUUUGAGGCCAUGACAUUGCAACUGGAAGAGGUCAAGGAAGAAGACUACAUGCCCAAGCCUCUUGUUCCAGAAAACUUGUUAGUAGAAGAAGCUGGAACAAGUCCCUUACCUACUCGGGCACGAAAGGGGCCAGCAAGGAGAGGGAGGCAGCGGAGGGAUUUCCAAAGGGACAUUCUUCCAGGCCUUACAUCUUUAUCAAGGCAUGAAGUAACAGAAGACCUUCAGACAUUUGGUGGGCUUAUGAAAGCAACAGGUCAUGCAUGGCAUUCAGGAUCAACUAGAAGAAGUUCUUCUAGGAACGGGUGUGGCAGGGGAAGGCGGAGGUCACAGGUUCUGCCAUCUCCCUCUCCACCAGUGGUAACCAUUGAAACAUGUACCCCACUGAUUCAGCAGCUUAACAACGUUGAAGUGGGAUUGGACGAUAGAAGCCUAACAGGUUGGGGCAAGACAACCAGAAGGCCCCGUAGACAGAGGUGCCCGGCAGGUAAUCCUCCAUCGAUUCGAUUAACCUAA
Molecule: messenger RNA, 3078 nt
Organism: Lathyrus sativus (Indian pea)
Lineage: Eukaryota; Viridiplantae; Streptophyta; Magnoliopsida; Fabales; Fabaceae
Source: the annotation of a GenBank genome assembly